CCCCCGGUUCCAGCAGAUGUAAGCUGCCCGCUGCGCCGUCACGAACAUCGAGCGUCUGAACUUCUGGUCGUCGUCGCGCACGAAGAGUUCUCGCUGAUCGCGGCUGUGGACGGCGGGCACGCUGGACGCGCAGCAGGAUCCCCGCAGGAGCCACGAACCGGAAACCGUGUACUUCCUCUGCGGGUUCAACGCCAUGGAACCCGCCUUCGGAGAGGUCAACCAGCUCGGCGGGGUCUUCGUGAACGGCCGGCCGCUCCCCAACGCCAUCCGGCUCCGGAUAGUGGAGCUGGCCCAGCUCGGGAUUCGGCCCUGUGACAUCAGCCGGCAGCUGCGCGUCUCUCACGGCUGCGUCAGUAAAAUCCUGGCGCGCUACAACGAGACCGGCUCCAUCCUCCCGGGGGCCAUCGGAGGCAGCAAGCCGCGGGUCACCACCCCCACCGUGGUGAAGCACAUACGGACGUACAAGCAGAGAGACCCCGGGAUUUUUGCCUGGGAGAUCCGGGACCGGCUGCUGGCCGACGGGGUCUGCGACAAGUUCAACCUGCCGUCCGUGAGCUCCAUCAGCCGGAUCCUCCGCAACAAGAUCGGGAAUCUGACCCCGCAGAGCCAGUACGAGGCGGGCAAGCCCGCGCCGCACGCUCCACCACAGCCCGCGUUACCAUACAACCACCUGUACUCAUACCCCGCAUCCAAGGUGCCCACCCCCCCGGGCAUGCCCACCCUUCCCGGACACAUGGCCAUGCACAGGAUUUGGCCCUCGUCGCACUCCGUCACGGACAUUCUGGGGAUCCGGUCCAUCACGGAGCAGCAAAACGCAGAGUGGAUCGCCCACAGUGAGCAGCUCUGUCACAGCACCCCGCACCCCUCCCUGCCCCCCUCCCACCCCAGCGUCACCCUCCACGGGGUGCAGCGGCACCACGUCGGCCUGUGUGACCGGACCCACGUGGCGGCCGGCCAGUGGCAGUGCUCUCUGUCCCCACAGCUGUGACGCCAUGAAGCUCCACGAACUAUUGCCACGACGGGGAGGGGGGAAGACCCCCCCUACCCCCCGGGAGUAAACAUUCAAAACAACCGAGGAAGGACCGACGCGCCGCUCCACGUCACAUCGGCCAGAGACCGGGUAACGUCCCGCACCACCGACACACCGCACGCGCGGCUGUAGCCCCCGCGUUGCCCCCCACAGUCGCUCAUGAGGAGAGAGGACCCCCCCCCCCCCCCCUGUACAAAGACGUUUAUUUAUUAGCUGGAGGUGCGUUGAAUGAAGUGCAAUUUGGCCUCGCGGACAGUGUGGAACCUGCACGUGUUCGGGCGGAGCUGGGACGGUUCUGGUGUCGGACCGGGGCCGGUAACACCUGCCAGAUGUUGCACAAAGAAGCUGAAUGUAUUCCGGUCUGCGGCUGUUCCCGGUCCGGACGGGGUUCGGUUGUUUGCAGAAUCCAGAUCCACAGAUUUUCUAAGUCGUGCGGGUUCGGGGUGGUGGUGGGGGGGUUAGAGGUGCCCCACGUGCGUCACGGCUCGAGGCCCCGCUUGCCGGUGGAGGCGCGCGGACCGGCCGGUCUGUGGGUUCAGACGUUUGUGUGACUGAAGGUCAAUAAAGACGUUUUCAAACCAGCAA
Messenger RNA from Oryzias latipes (Japanese medaka), 1615 nucleotides. RefSeq names its product paired box 9 (gene pax9). The record is from RefSeq and is a predicted model, not a curated record. Lineage: Eukaryota; Metazoa; Chordata; Actinopteri; Beloniformes; Adrianichthyidae. Gene Ontology annotation, biological process: anatomical structure development; regulation of transcription by RNA polymerase II. Gene Ontology annotation, molecular function: RNA polymerase II cis-regulatory region sequence-specific DNA binding; DNA-binding transcription factor activity, RNA polymerase II-specific.